AGAGCCUCGUCCAGUUUAGGGACAGAAAACAGAGUCCAGACAAUCAGAAAGUAUGUUUAGUUUUAAGCACCAAAUGGCUGAAUUUCUUUUACAAAAUCCAUUUAUAUUCACUUUUAUCAGUAUAUUUCUUGUAUGGCAAUUCGUCAAAAGGGUGGCGGCCACUACAAACAGCAAAAAUCUGCCGCCAUCGCCGCCGAAACUCCCGAUUAUCGGAAAUCUCCACCAAAUCGGCACGCUCCCACACCAUUCCCUUCAAUCCAUGUCCAAAAAAUACGGCCCGUUAAUGCUUCUCCACUUUGGAAAUGUUCCGACGCUUAUCGUUUCAUCGGCGGACGCCGCCAGGGAAAUUAUGAAAACCCAUGAUGUCAUUUUCGCUGACAGGCCUGACUCUAGCGUUUCCAGGCGGCUUCUUUACGACAUGAAGGAUUUGUCAGUUGCUCCAUAUGGAGAAUACUGGAGGCAAUUGAAAAGCAUAUUUGUACUCCAGCUUCUGAGUAACAAACGGGUACAAUCAUUCCAUGCUAUAAGGGAAGAAGAAACGGCCUUGAUGAUGGAAAAAAUUAAGGAAUCGUGUCUAUCUUCAUCGCCAUUGAAUAUGAGUGAUUUGUUUACGGCAAUCACAAACGACGUUGUUUGUAGGUCGGCUUUCGGUAGGAAAUACAGGGACGGGGCGACAGGGGAGAAAUUUCUGCAGCUGAUUACUGAAUUUUUGGGACUUUUGGGGACUAUCAGUGUUGGGGAAUUCAUUCCAUGGCUGGCGUGGAUUAAUCGUGUUAAUGGUUUCGAUGCCAGAGUAGAUUUUGUUGCUAAAGAACUAGAUGAGUUUCUUGAAGGAGUGAUUCAAGAACACUGGGAUAUGGAAAAUUCAAGCGGAAAGGAUGAAAGUAAAGAGAAUUUUGUAGAUAUUCUGCUUAAGAUUUACCAGGACAAUGCCACUGGUGUAUCCAUUGAUAGAGAUGGUAUCAAAGCCAUAAUUUUGGAUGUGUUUGCUGCUGGAACUGAUACCACAUCCACAGUUCUAGAGUGGGCAAUGACAGAACUCUUAAGGCACCCAAUAGUCAUGAAAAAGUUGCAAAAUGAGGUGAGGGGAGUUCUCAAUGGCAAACAUGACAUAACAGAUGCCGACUUGGAGAAAAUGCAUUAUUUGAAAGCUGUAGUGAAGGAAACUCUAAGAUUUCACACCCCAAUCCCACUACUGGUUCCUCGGGAAGCAAGAGAAGAUGUCAAGGUAAUGGGCUAUGACAUUGCAGCAGGUACAAUGGUCAUGACCAAUGCAUGGGCCAUUGGCCAAGACCCUCUUUACUGGAAAGAACCACAGAAGUUUCAGCCGGAGAGAUUCUUAAAUUCGUCCAUAGAUUUCAAAGGACUUGAUUUCCAGUUGAUUCCGUUUGGGGCUGGUCGAAGAGGUUGUCCAGGAAUCUCAUUCGCUAUGGCAACUAACGAACUUGUUCUGGCAAAUAUUGUUCAGAAAUUUGACUGGGAAUUGCCUAAUGGAGCAAAAGGAGAGGAUUUGGAUAUGAGUGAACGCCCAGGUGUUUCAAUCCAUAGAAAAGUUCCUCUUUUUGCUGUUGCAACUCAAUGCUAUCUCUAAUCCAUAUGAGUUUCAUGCAGCGUGAUGGAAACAACAAUUUCUACCAUAAACUAAACAUUCAUAAUUCUUUAUGCUUUUUAAACAACCCCGCACGCACUCGCACAAGUAACAAAUUGGGGAACCAUCGUUUUUAUGCUGGGAUUGUAUAUUUGUAUCGUAUCGUGGUGUAUUAUAGUUUACAAGUAAAAAAUAAUAUUGUGUUUGGUUCUUCAAUUAGGACAAUGUAAACACUUUUACUCCAUCAUUA
Messenger RNA from Olea europaea var. sylvestris, 1838 nucleotides. RefSeq names its product cytochrome P450 71A8-like. Gene Ontology annotation, molecular function: heme binding; oxidoreductase activity, acting on paired donors, with incorporation or reduction of molecular oxygen; monooxygenase activity. The transcript has 3 exons. The coding region runs from base 53 to 1591 and encodes 512 amino acids. The record is from RefSeq and is a predicted model, not a curated record. NCBI's taxonomy places the organism in Eukaryota, Viridiplantae, Streptophyta, Magnoliopsida, Lamiales, Oleaceae.